AUGGGAGAAGUGCCAGAAGCUCCUCCGCGCAGAGAUGCAGGCGGUCCGGGAGAUCGUGGCCGAGUGGGCAGACCUGGGCCCCUUCGGGGCGGGCGCCGCUGGCGGCGCACAGGCGGGCGGCCCCCAGAGCAGCAUGCUCGACGACUUCUUCACCGCGUCCAUGGCCGCCGGCUCCCCUGCCAAGCGGCCCGCGGAAGAGGUGAAGGUGCCCCACGCUCAAGUCUGGGACGGUGUCCUCGCCCCACCGUCCCCGCGCCACCGCUCGCCGCCGCUGGACGCGCCGCGCGCUGCGCCGCCCCGGCGCCAGGCCGGCAGGGCCAGCGUGGACCAGGACCUGGGGACCCGCUGAGCCAGCUGCCGGCGUGGGCGCAGCAGCCCGGCCGCGCGGAGGCCCCGCCGCAGCCGCGCGCCAGGCGGUCGCCGGCGGUCGGCCGCGAUUCCGCCGGAGCUCGCGGCGGCAGCGGCGGCGGGUACGCCGCGGCGGCGGGCGGUGAUGCGGGCCGUGCGAAGGCGGGUGGUCAGGCCUCCGCGGGCCGCAACUACAAGAAGCCUUGGCUCGACAACGUGCCCGACAAGAAGGGCGGCGGCGACAAGAAGCCGGGGCAGCAGGGCGAGCGGAACAGCUUCAUCGAGCACCUGUAUGGCGAGGGUGGUACUGGGCCGGACACUCAGCUGAUCGAGGGCUUGCAGCGCGAUUGCGUGGACAUGUGCCCGCAGGUGAAGUGGGAUUCCAUUGCUGGGCUCGAGCAGGCGAAGUCGCUCCUAGAAGAGGCUGUGGUGCUGCCCCUGGUGAUGCCCGAGUACUUCCAAGGCAUUCGCCGUCCUUGGAAGGGCGUGCUGAUGUUUGGGCCGCCUGGCACUGGCAAGACGUUGCUAGCCAAGGCCGUGGCAACGCAGUGCGAGACAACUUUCUUCAAUAUUGGGGCCAGCGCGCUCAGCAGCAAGUACCGCGGCGACUCUGAGAAGCUGGUGCGGCUGCUAUUCGAGAUGGCGCGCUUCUACGCUCCCACGACCAUCUUUUUCGACGAGGUCGACGCAUUAGGCGGCAAGCGUGGCGAGUCAUCGGAGCAUGAGGCAUCUAGGCGCGUUAAGGCCGAGCUGCUUGUCCAGAUGGACGGCGUCGGGUCCACCAAGAAGGAGGAGGACAGUGAGGCGCCGCAGCAGAAGCAGGUCAUGGUGCUCGCGGCCACCAACAGACCCUGGGAUCUCGACGAGGCGCUCCGCCGACGACUGGAGAAGCGCAUCUACAUCCCGCUGCCAGAGGUCGCUGGAAGGACCCAGCUUUUUGAGAUAAAUUUGAGCACUGUACAGCUCGCGCCAGACGUCGACAUUCCGGAUCUGGUCCGACGCACGGAGGGCUACAGCGGCGCCGACGUGACCAACGUCUGCAGAGAGGCGGCCCUGAUGGGGUUGAGGAAGCGCAUGGCCAAGGCGCGUCAGGAGGGCAUGCCCAUCGCCAAGAUGCAGAUGUUGAAGGAAGAAGUGGACGUGCCAGUAUCGCAGGCAGAUAUCCAGGAAGCGAUAUCGAACGUCUCGCGAUCCGUUGGCAACGAUGACCUCCAGCAUUUCGCGGACUGGAUGAAGGAGUUCGGGAGUGUCUGA
Prorocentrum cordatum is the source of this 1602-nucleotide messenger RNA. Lineage: Eukaryota; Dinophyceae; Prorocentrales; Prorocentraceae. The record is from the annotation of a GenBank genome assembly.